AUGGCAGCCUACAAUCCAGUCUCAAGCCUACCGCAGACAGUGUGCAGCGUCGCCUUUCUCAAGCGCAAGCCCGGCUUGACGCAAGAAGAGUUCUAUCACCAUUGGGAGAAGGUUCACGGCCCGCUCGUAAAGCCAUGGGCUCAGAAACACGGGUUCAUCUCUUACACCCAGGUACACUCGGCAGAGGCAAUGAACAAAGGAACUGCGCCAAUAGGCCCUGAGUCUAGCGAUGCCAACAAACUUGAGGAAUUCGACGGCUGUGCUGUGUUCGAGUUGCCCAGCUUCGACGUGUUCGCUGCCGCCUUCAAGGACGAGUACUAUCUUCAGGUCAUUGAACCGGAUGAGAAGAACUUCAUCGACAAGAAAGCCGGAGUGGUCAGGUCGAGGGGCGAUAUGAAGAAGAUCCUCUAG
Molecule: messenger RNA, 411 nt
Organism: Colletotrichum karsti
Lineage: Eukaryota; Fungi; Ascomycota; Sordariomycetes; Glomerellales; Glomerellaceae
Exons: 2
Coding region: 1-411 (136 amino acids)
Molecular function (GO): oxidoreductase activity
Source: RefSeq, a predicted model, not a curated record